AACAUCCCCCUCACAAUAUUCCAUGUAAUCCAACAAAUAUAACCAGAGUCAUGUCAUUUUCUUCAUCGUCAAUGGCUGUUGCCAGAAUAAUAUUCAUGGUCGUAGUUGCAGUACUUGUUUUUUUGGUUUUUCAUGGGAGUUCUGAAACCUCGGGUACUGCCGAUCUUCCUGAUCUAGUUCUUGACUAUUACAAACAAACAUGUCCCUCAGUUGAACAGAUUGUGAGACGCAAUGUUGAGGUUGCUGUGUUUAAAGAUCCUCGAAUGGCUGCCUCUCUCCUCCGCUUACAUUUUCAUGAUUGUUUUGUCAUGGGGUGCGAUGCUUCGGUUCUUUUGGAAAGCCAAGGGAGCAUGGUUAGUGAAAAGCAAGCAGGACCUAACCUCAACUCCCUACGUGGAUUUGAGGUCAUUGAUGAGAUCAAAUAUGCUUUGGAAGAGGCUUGUCCCUAUACUGUUUCCUGUGCUGAUAUACUAGCCCUUGCUGCUCGUGAUGCAGUUUUAUUGAGAGGAGGGCCAGUAUGGAAUGUCUUCCUAGGAAGGAGAGACUCUCUGAAAGCAAGCUUUAGCGGUGCCAACCAGUUCAUCCCUGCUCCAAAUUCCUCUCUGGAGACUCUCAUUGCUAAUUUUCAAGAUCAAGGCCUCGAUGUGGCAGACUUGGUUGCUUUAUCAGGUAGCCAUACGAUGGGAAGGGCAAGGUGCCUAAGCUUCAGGCAAAGGGUAUACGAUGUGAGCACUGAACAUGAUCAUGAUCGUUACAAGAGACACACAACUUUUAGAAGAAUCCUACGGUCCAUAUGCCCAAAAUCAGGAAGAGACAACGAGUUUGCACCGCUUGAUUUUAUGACUCCGGCCAGAUUUGACAAUCACUACUACCUUAAUGUUCUCGAGGGAGAAGGUUUGUUAGGAACUGACAAUGCGUUGGUAGCAGAAGACGAUGAGGGGGAAAUAAGAAGGCAGGUGUGGGCUUAUGCCUCUAAUCAAAAGCUUUUUUUCGAAUCAUUUGUGAAGUCUGUGGUGAAGAUGGGGAACAUCAAUGUACUCACCGGAAAUGAAGGAGAAAUCAGAAGGAAUUGUAGGUUUGUCAACUCCUAGCUGCUGGAUAUUGGCUUCUAAUAAUUAAUUAGAACUUUGUAUUUGGACCUA
This is a messenger RNA of Juglans regia (Persian walnut), 1142 nucleotides long. Its product is annotated as peroxidase 20-like. Gene Ontology annotation, molecular function: peroxidase activity; heme binding. The transcript is spliced from 4 exons. The record is from RefSeq and is a predicted model, not a curated record. Gene Ontology annotation, biological process: hydrogen peroxide catabolic process; response to oxidative stress. Lineage: Eukaryota; Viridiplantae; Streptophyta; Magnoliopsida; Fagales; Juglandaceae. Bases 51 to 1091 code for a protein of 346 amino acids.